AUGGUUCUCAGUCUCAAACUCUGCCUUGCCGGCCUGGCCAGCGCCGCCGCUGUCCAAGCCAUUCCCAACACCAUUCCGGAGUUGGAUAUCAUUUCUACCUCUUCUCUGGAGGAGCGGGCCUCGUCCUGCACCUUCUCCGGGGCCAACGGUGCCGCCGCGGCCAUCAAGGCCAAGACCACUUGCUCGACCAUUGUCCUGUCGUCGGUGGCCGUUCCCGCCGGAACAACCCUUGACCUGACUGGUCUGAAACAGGGCACCACGGUCAUCUUCGAGGGUACUACCACUUUUGGCUACAAGGAGUGGGAGGGUCCCCUGGUCUCGGUUUCUGGAACUGAUAUCACCGUCAAGGGUGCCUCUGGCUCCGUGCUCAACGGAGAUGGUGCUCGCUGGUGGGACACCAAGGGAUCCAACGGUGGCAAGAAGAAGCCCAAGUUCUUCUCUGCCCACAAGUUGAUCAACUCCAAGAUUCAGAGCCUUACCAUCAAGAACUCGCCCGUGCAGGUCUUCAGCAUCAACGGCGCGCAGGCAUUGCACCUCGACAGCAUCGUCAUCGACAAUGCGGAUGGUGACUCCAAGGGUGGCCACAACACCGACGCCUUUGAUGUCGGUUCCAGCACUGGUGUCUACAUCACCAACCCUAUUGUUCACAACCAGGACGACUGCCUGGCGAUCAACUCGGGCACUGAUAUCUCCUUCACUGGAGCUCAGUGUGUUGGUGGCCAUGGUAUCUCCAUUGGCUCUGUCGGCGGCCGCUCCGACAACACCGUGUCCAAGGUCACUAUUCAGGGGUGCACCAUCAAGGACUCGGACAACGGUGUUCGCAUCAAGACUGUCUACGGCGCCACUGGCUCGGUCAAGGACGUCGUCUACCAGGACAUCACUCUUUCCAACAUCAGCAAGUACGGCGUUGUCAUCGAGCAGGACUACGAGAACGGCAGCCCUACUGGCAAGCCCACUGGCGGUGUUCCCAUCACCGGCCUUACCCUGAACAACGUGAAGGGAUCUGUCGCCAGCAAGGGUACCAACAUCUACGUUCUCUGUGCUUCGGGUGCUUGUUCUGGCUGGAAGUGGAGUGGUGUCAACGUGACUGGUGGUAAGACCAGCACCAAGUGCCUUAAUGUUCCCGGUAGUGCCAAGUGCUAG
Penicillium oxalicum is the source of this 1143-nucleotide messenger RNA. Its product is annotated as glycoside hydrolase family 28 protein. The record is from RefSeq and is a predicted model, not a curated record. The transcript has 4 exons. The coding region runs from base 1 to 1143 and encodes 380 amino acids. Gene Ontology annotation, molecular function: polygalacturonase activity. Gene Ontology annotation, biological process: pectin catabolic process. Lineage: Eukaryota; Fungi; Ascomycota; Eurotiomycetes; Eurotiales; Aspergillaceae. Gene Ontology annotation, cellular component: extracellular region.